Molecule: messenger RNA, 2040 nt
Organism: Babesia bovis T2Bo
Lineage: Eukaryota; Apicomplexa; Aconoidasida; Piroplasmida; Babesiidae
Product: variant erythrocyte surface antigen-1 beta subunit
Exons: 6
Coding region: 1-2040 (679 amino acids)
Source: RefSeq, a predicted model, not a curated record
AUGUUAAGUGCCAGUUCUACUUUAAAAAGUGGUAACACUUUCAGUAGCAGACUUGGUAGCGACAGCACCACUAGUGCUACCACUACCUGUGCUGGUGGUACCGAGGUCAUAAGGGCACUGAUAGACCAGUUGGCACUGGGACUACAGAAGUGGGUUGGGUGGCAGGAAGGGGAUAAGGAUGUCUGUUGUCUUAAGGGAACAGAUGGGAUAGGAAGGGAAUGUAAAUGUCCUAGUGGAGGUGCCACUUGUUGUAACGGUGGUAGUGGUAGUAGUGCUACUCCAUGUCAUCAGUGUGACAAGUGUGGUACCAGUGGCAAAGAUGGUAACAACAAAUGCUACCUCUCGGCCUAUAACAAGGAGAAUGCAUUAUGGACCAAGAUAGUCAAUGGUAACACUGGUAAGUACCCACUGGUAGACAUAGGGAGUAAUGGUGUAGUAGGUAGUGCCAGUAGUAGUACUGUCGACACUGUUAGAGCCGCCCAAGAUGUCCACCUCCUGGCCCGUAUUUUCCUAGGGUCAGUAUGUCUCAUCUGGAGUGGACUCAGUCAGUUGGGGUUCCUAACAGGUGGGAGUGGUGGCACAGAGAAGAGGUGGAGCCAGAGUAGUUUGCACGAGAUCUGUGGCGACUCAGCUGGUCUCGGCUCAUUCAUGGCGGCCAUGGGCUACGACCUAGAGAGGUUGAAUGGGAGUGGAGGUCCAGGUAAAGCGGGAACCUUUGUAAAUGGGUUGUUGACGAAAACUGUGGAAUGGAAAGAUCUCAGUAAUGGUACAAAUUCAAGCAGUGUAGCUGAGUACUAUAGCAUUAUCUAUAAGAAAGCGGAGGAGGCUGGCAAGAGUACGUCCAAGACAGAGCAAAUAUGUGAACAAUAUCCCCUAUUGGUACUACACAUCCUGGCCAGUGGGUACUUCAGGGCAGGUAGUGCCGGGGCUAAGGGUGUCAUCCCGGCGCCUUCGGCGCCACAGCCGGCAAAGGCGGCCUCUAGUGAUACCAAGAAAGACGAUGCUCCCAGGAAACCCCGAACAAUCCGUGAAAUCCUAUACUGGCUUAGUGCAUUGCCCUAUAGUCCAGCCUAUAAGGGACUACUAGGCUACGGCAAAGAAAGACUAGAAAGGAUACUCAAGAGACCGUACGGCUCUAGCUCUACCAAUAACGAAACACAACUCAAAUUCUACCAAGACAAACGCCCCCAUCCCAUUACAGUUGAUGAAUACAACCUGUUUGCCCACUUCCAAGCAGUGACCCAGUACUGCCCACUGGUCCUCAUAGGUAUUCAGGGUGGCCUCAAGGGCACUGACAGCACUAAGGAACCUGCCAUCCAUGACCUUUACGCCAACACGGAGUGCAACUUUACCUAUCCAACAGUGCCUAUUCAAGCCUACAACCAGGUGGUCCACUACAUUAGGGGGCUGUUCUACCAACUCUAUUUCCUUAGGAAGCAAUGUGCAGUUAAAGUUGCUAUGGGAGGCAAAUGGCGUGAGUGUAGGUAUGGUACGAAUGUAGUCUCCAAGGGGGUAAUCAGCUGGAUGUGCCUGGGGUGUGACCCCAUGGAGCAUGAUAGGAAAAGUAGGGUUGAUAAGGUAAAGGAGGGGAUGGAGCGAUUAGUGGGGGUGAUGAAGAAGUUUAAAAAGGAAUGGAAAGGAUCGGCAUUGGAAAGGAGGAAGGAGGAUCUAACGGGAGUGAAGACGGCGCUAAAUGGAGUAUUUAAGGAUGUGUAUCAGAGUGGGAGUAGGAAUAAUUUCAAGAAGGUAAUAGAGGAUAUACUAAGGGAAUUGGCGAAGAAGGUGAAGGCACUAGAGAAGGUGGUGAAUGGGUUGGAUAAACUAAACGGGGCUACGAAGAAGGCUCAGGCGGCACUAACGGCGGCUCAGGAAGCACUAUAUGGUGUUCAGGGAAUGAAUAGUGAGCUCGAUGGAGAAAUGGGGAAGGGGGCAUUAGAGAUGGGUAGGCUGGGAGUGAUAACUGCCAUUCACGCACCACAAGGGGCGAUUCUGACUAAACUAGAUCACUCAUUGAGGAAUCUGCAUGGAAUCUUUAUAUGA